GGCUGCAACCGCCCCGGCUCGGUCCUGCCCUGCUGUCAACGCGGCUGCCCCGGUGCGAGUGGGGGGCCAUGGGGGACCCCGGCAAGCAGGACAUCCAGGCCAUCUUCAAGCGCCUCCGCUCGGUCCCCACCAACAAGGUGUGCUUCGACUGCGGCGCCAAGAACCCCAGCUGGGCCAGCAUCACCUAUGGGGUGUUCCUCUGCAUCGACUGCUCGGGCUCGCACCGCUCCCUCGGGGUGCACCUGAGCUUCAUCCGGUCCACCGAGCUGGACUCCAAUUGGUCCUGGUUCCAGCUGCGCUGCAUGCAGGUUGGAGGCAACGCGAACGCGGCGUCCUUCUUCCACCAGCAUGGCUGUGCCACCAACGAAACCAACGCCAAGUACAAUAGCCGUGCAGCCCAGCUCUACCGGGAGCGAAUCAAGGCGCUGGGCACCCAGGCCACCCGCAAGCAUGGCACUGACCUGUGGUUGGAGAGCUGUGCCACCCCUAGCCCGGCCUCUCCGCCCUCUGAUGAUGACUUCUUCGCCUCUCACACGGCACUGGAGGUAGGUGGGGGACCGGUGAGCAACACAGGUCCGGCACCAGCACCCCCAGAACCUUCUCCAGCACUCUGGGCCACAGACCCUGCUCCAGGUGUUAUGGAAGGUGAAGCAGAGAAAGGACCAAGUGUGGAAGGUCUUAACGCGCCCACCAAGGCUCCUUUAGAGAUUUCCUCCAUUAUCAAGAAGAAACCAACUCAGGCCAAGAAAGGACUCGGGGCCAAAAAGGGAGGUCUGGGCGCCCAGAAGCUGGAGAACCGAAGCUUUGAUGAGAUCGAGAAAAGGGCGCAGGCAGUCGACAAGCUCAAGGAGCAGGAGGACCUGGCCCGGGCCUCGAGCAAAGACGAGUCCAUCGUGCCGUCCUUGCGGUUAGCCUACCAGGACCUCUCCAUCCACGGGAAGACUGACGCCAGGGGCAGCCUCGGAGGCAAGAAGCAGCUGGAGUCAGAGCGGCUGGGCAUGGGGCUGGGGUCAGCAAGAAGCGGCAUUUCACAUUCGGUCACUUCAGACCUGCUGACCAUCGAGCAGGUUUGGCCAGUCGCGGCUAAACCGAAGAAACAAUACAGCGACGACAGUGACGACUCCUAUUUGACUUCUAGUUCGAGGAACUCAGACAUGGCCCUGGACAUACGGAACACUGCCUUUUCCAGCUGGGAUGACAGCUCUGACUCCUUCUGGAAGAAAGAGACCAUCAAAGACCCCGACAGUGACCUGAGAGCCUCCGGCUACUUAGAAAGACCCACUUCUCGCCGCAAGCCGGAUUAUUCGCCUGUGGAAAGUUCAGACGAGGUGCAGAAGAAAUUCGGCAACGUCAAAGCCAUUUCGUCGGACAUGUACUUCGGCAGGCAGGCCCGGGCUGACUAUGAGACCAGAGCGCGGCUGGAGCGCCUCUCAUCCAGCACCGCCAUCAGCUCUGCCGACUUGUUUGACGAGCAGCGGAAGCAGGCGACAGGGAACUACAACCUGGCAAAUGUGCUGCCCCCCGCCCCCGACAUGGCCCAGCUGCGGCAAGGGGUGCGAUCUGUGGCUGGGAAACUGUCUGUCUUUGCCAAUGGGGUCAUGACCUCCAUCCAGGACCGCUACGGCUCUUAGUCCCAGAGCCAUGCAGCUGCCUAGAUUGGACCAAACCAGACGGGACCCAGCUCAGGCCACUCCAAAGCCUCCCCCAUGCCCAUCGCCCACUGCACUCCCACCUCUGAGAAACCUCCUGCCCCAUAGAUGCUCCCUGAAAUCUCUGUCUUCCACUCCCUGGCACUACCUUCUGGGCACACAGCCCCAGGGGGCCCCUAUCUCCUGCUGUGACCCCAAGACACAGUCCCAACCCCCAGAGCCUCCGGCCAGCCCAGGCCCCGUCACUCGCCUGGAACCAGCUGAGCUCAGUCUUCCCAAGGCGGUUUGUGCCACCAUUCGCCACCGUGUUAUUCUGGGUUUUUGGGAAAAGCUCGAGCAUGCCCGAAGCAUUUACAAAACAGAUCCUGUACAGAAAAUUAAAGAUGAAUGUGGAGGAUCCCUAUU
This is a messenger RNA of Suncus etruscus (white-toothed pygmy shrew), 2054 nucleotides long. RefSeq names its product ADP ribosylation factor GTPase activating protein 3 (gene ARFGAP3). NCBI's taxonomy places the organism in Eukaryota, Metazoa, Chordata, Mammalia, Eulipotyphla, Soricidae. The record is from RefSeq and is a predicted model, not a curated record. Gene Ontology annotation, biological process: COPI coating of Golgi vesicle. Gene Ontology annotation, molecular function: GTPase activator activity. Bases 69 to 1631 code for a protein of 520 amino acids. The transcript has 16 exons.